Eucalyptus grandis is the source of this 795-nucleotide messenger RNA. RefSeq lists its product as uncharacterized. The transcript has a single exon. NCBI's taxonomy places the organism in Eukaryota, Viridiplantae, Streptophyta, Magnoliopsida, Myrtales, Myrtaceae. The record is from RefSeq and is a predicted model, not a curated record. The coding region runs from base 1 to 795 and encodes 264 amino acids.
AUGGAAGAAGCCGAAGCAGUCAUGAAGAUCAUCGACCGAUGCUGGUUCGAGCUCGAGAUCUUCAAGAAACGACCAGACGCAUCGCCUUCUUCAGCCUUUGGAUCCGAUCCGGAUCAAAAAAGCAUAGAAAUACCCGAGAAAGUAAGCCCGUGUCUUCAUAUUUCUCGGACUCCGUCGAUUCUUGUGAGGUCCAUGAGCGAUCAAACGAGCAUCAUCCCAUCAAGCUUCCAAUCAAGCCCUCUCUCUCCAGACUCAGUCCUUCACAUGACGCCCAUUCACAGCAUGAUCUAUGAAGAAGAGGUAAUCACAGAAGAAGAAAAGGAAGGUUUCGACUGGAACAACCCGAGAAGCUCGAAGUUCUCGCGCAGAAAGAAGGGCCAGAUGGGAGAAAGAGCGAAGAGGAGGGCCUUGAGCAAGAGCUUGUCGGAGCUUGAGUUCGAGGAGCUAAAAGGGUUCAUGGAUCUGGGGUUCGUCUUCUCGGAGGAAGACAGAGUCGACUCGAGCCUGGUCUCCAUCAUUCCUGGGCUACAGAGACUGGGCAAGAAAAUCAAAGAUGGCGAUGAAGACGACGAAGAUGGCGAUCAUCAUCGAGAAGAUGGUGAUGAGAAAGAGAUUGUUGGCGAGCCUGCAGUUGUCGCGAGGCCUUAUCUGUCGGAGGCGUGGGAAUGGUGGGAGGAGAAGAGGAAGGAGGAUCCAUUGAUGAACUGGAAGUUUCCUGCUCUUGGGAACGAGACCGACAUGAGAGAGAGUCUCAAAUGGUGGGCUCACACCGUUGCUUCAACUGUUGUUAGAUGA